Apis cerana (Asiatic honeybee) is the source of this 3790-nucleotide messenger RNA. RefSeq lists its product as uncharacterized. Gene Ontology annotation, biological process: lipid catabolic process; phospholipid metabolic process; arachidonate secretion. The record is from RefSeq and is a predicted model, not a curated record. Gene Ontology annotation, molecular function: A2-type glycerophospholipase activity; calcium ion binding. Lineage: Eukaryota; Metazoa; Arthropoda; Insecta; Hymenoptera; Apidae.
CUGGUCGAUUGAUGGGUUUGUUGAAGAGAGUUUUAAUCUUGUAAGUAAAACUAGAUUACAGGUAUCACGUUAUAUUAUAUUUAUAUAAAUUUUUAUUCAUUUUUUUAUACACAAUAUUAAAUUAUUUGAAUCAUAAUAUAUACGAGAAUUGUUUUAGAAUUAUUUUAGAAAGUUGAAAUCAUAAAAAUUUAGUUCAAUUUUUAUAUAAAUAAGUCAAAUUUUUGUUUCGUCUUCAAAAUUUCACCUUUUUAUAUUUCGAUUGAUAACAUUGUUGGUGAAAGUAUACAAUUUGUUUCACGAUAACGUGGUGUUAGAAUUAUGUUGUUCUAUUAUGCUUACCUACCUCGAAUCCUAGAAAAUGAGCGAAGUCUCGAUGCGCUUGGCAAGAUUAUAUUACGAUACACUUCGUUUCACAGAUGGUCUACUUUUGAGAGCGGUUGUGCAACGUUUAAUGGAUGGAUUGCGUGCCACCAACAAUUGGUGCUUUCUUUUGAUUCGCAUUCUUCAAAGAAUAAUUUCUCAUGAUGUUCGCUUCGUGGACCUUUAACAUUCAUUUCAUUGCACGAAAAUAGAUGUUUGCUUACUAUGAAGAAACUCGAAACAAGAUAAAGCAUUUUUAAGAAACAGUGAAUAAUUACAUUCGAAUCUAUUGUUACAUCGUCGUAUUAAAUGAUUAUAAAUCAUUUUUUCACGGAUUGAUCAAAUUCAAGAAGAUUGUUAUAAUUCAAAAAACGAUGUAGCAACAUUGACAAACCAUACUUAACGCGGGUGAAACUAUCCAAAGUGUUCAUUCUUCGACAGGCCAUUGUUCUAUUUAUCGGUACAAAUGCGAUCUUGCAAUUUCCUGCGAGCGAAUCUCGUCUCAUGAUUGUUUUUCUACAUGAUAUAGCAGGAUUGGUUUUGAAAUCGAAUUUAAAAUCCUGAAAAUAUUAUUGAAGUGAGUAUUUUGUUUAAAUUUCGCUCAAAUAAUUAAAUACAAGUAAAAAAAAUUCGAUAUUGGAUAUUUUUAAAACUACAAUAUCGAAAAAUAUAAAAUAUUUCAUUUGCAAUUUUGAUAAAAUUUAUUCAUGAUAAUUACUUGUAAGAAGAUUUAUACACAAUAAAUUAUGAGUUAUAUAUAAAUAUCAAAAGUAAUUAUUCAUAGAUAUAAUUCAUUUUGUUGAAUUAGAACAUUGUAUUUAUAAUAAAAUAAUUAUUUUUUUAAAUAUUUCAUCAAACAUCUAUUGUUCACAGCAAGUACCGCUAGAUUCAUCGUAGCACAUUUACUAUGUGUGUAUCUAUAGUUACUAGUAGUAAAUACCAACCAGUUGGAUGUUACUAUUUUACGAUUAUGAACUACAUCGACUAGUCGGUCAGUUGAUAAAUUUAUUGUUUUCGAUGCUUAAUCACUGUAACAUGACCGAUAUUUUGGAUUUUAAAUGAAAAUAAAAAUAUUUCUUCAUUAUUAUACAAUUUGAAAAUAUUUAAUAUUUUCAUUUAUAAUUUUAUUAUAAACAAAUAUAAAUAUAUAUUUUUCACGAAAUUUCUUAAAUAAUUUUAAUUCAUAUUUUAAAAAUAUAUAUAUUAAUUUAAAGAAAAUUUAUUUAAAGAAAUAACGAGAGAACGCUUAAAUAAAAUAUAUACAUCGUUAUUUAUAUCUAUCUUUUAAUCUUUGAGUUUACUCUGGGAAAGAUCUGGACUACUUCAAAAUUAGAUCUUAUCUACAACAGAAUUUCAUCAUACAUUUCAUUAUGUAGUUGAUUAAAAAGUGAAGAAAUGAAUAAAUGUUUAAUAAAUAGCGAAAUAAAAGGUGAAUGUGGCAUCUCGAGCAUUCCCCGCUUCAAGGAAAUCGUCGAAAGUAUAACAGUAGGUUUCUCAGACCGCGUCUAAGCAUCUCUCCACCUGGAUGAAGAAGAUUAGUUGGCGUGCUAUUCCUCGAGUGUUUCGUUGCAAGUUCCGACAAACAAUCUCGGGGUCACUGAGUUUCAGCAGAACGGUGAACACGGGUCAUCAAAUGUAGUAUAUACCAUGGUAAGAAGGAGUAGGUUUCCUUUUUAGGUCCCUCGUGGAGGGAAUUGAUGGAUCAGUAUUCGUUUGAUUCUCCUGACGAAGAAACAACAAGAACUUCGGCUCCUAUCUUUUGGAGAAAAACGUAUAUUGUGCGAUACCAGUUGUUAAAGUUACUUGUGUGAAUCAAGUUUCAACUAUAUUAAAGAAAAUAAUGCUUGAGACAAAAGAUAGUGAAAUUCAAAUAUUUUAAAAUAUUUUGUGGGAUAUAAAUAUUUCUAAAUAUUUAUGAAAAAGAUUCAUUUAGAUUGAUUAUUAAUGGAUUGGAUUUAUAAGGUAGAAAUAUAAAAAUUGAAAAUUUAUCAAUGAAUUUUAAAUGAAAUUUGAAAACUUUUAAAAAAUUUCAAGAAUACUUGAAUUCUAUAAAAGAAAAAGAAAUUUUAUAGUAAAAUUUAAAAAGAUUUUAUUUUGUAAUAAUAAAAGAAAGUCAAGAAAUUAUCUUUAUCAAGUGAUUUUCCAUGUUUGGUGAAUUUUAAUAAUGUAUCCUUCAAUUGGAUUGGCAAUGUGUAACAGAUAAUGCAUUCACGAAUGAAACGCUACGAUUCUUCGGCAUCGGAACUCAAAAAUCAUAACAUGUUGAAUGAAUUCAAAAUUCUUAGCUGACAGUUCGUUUUCGUGAAAAUAUAUACUCGAUGAAUUGUAAAAGAGUCAUCCUUGUGUUCAUUUUUCAUGGUUUCGAUAAGCCAUGGAUGAUACAUCAUCGAAGAAUUUUCCUCAUCUUUCUAUCCCUUGUGAUAUUCGUAACACAUGUCCCUUGUUACGAAAGUCGUGCCAGGAAUACUCCAAAUACUCAGAAAUUAAUUAGAAAUAGAGAAAUAUAUAAGUUGUAUGAAAAUAAACCAUCAUCCAAUUAUAUAGAAAACAAUUGGGGGAAAAAAACUCUUCAAUUUGAACAAAAUGAUGAAAGAUGGGAUUCAAUAUCUAUGCAAAAGGAAAAUACUUAUAUACAUGAAUUUCCAUCUGUUAAUUUUACAUACAAUAAUACAAGAAAUAAUCGAAUAUUAAUGUAUAAUGAACAAAGUUUAACACAUAAAAGAUUUAAAAGAGGUGUUAUACAUUUAUAUAACAUGGUAGUAUGCGCCACUGGAUGUAAUCCUUUAGCUUAUAAAGGAUAUGGAUGCUAUUGCGGUUUUUUGGGCUCAGGAUAUGUAAUAGAUGGAAUAGAUAGAUGUUGUAAAAUGCACGAUUGGUGUUAUGACGCUACAGAAUGUCCAGUAUUUUCAGGAUACUUUAUACCAUAUUAUUGGAGAUGUUAUCGUGGUCACAAACCAGUAUGCGCUGUUGAACAUGGAAGCUGGGGAGGCUCUGGAUCAUGUGCUCAACGAUUGUGUGAAUGUGAUCGUUCAUUCGCCGAGUGUUUAAAACGUUAUCCUUGUCCAACAACCAAAGCUGUAUGUACUUCUUCACCUUGGAGACUUGUGCAAAAUCUUUUUAUGAUUAUGUAAUUAUUGGCAUAAAAUUAUGAAACGGUACUUAAUUAUUAAUAUUGUGUUCAUACCAAAGAUAAGAAACAUAUUUCAGUAAGUACUGUAAUAUUUAUUACAAAACGUACAAAUAUUUUUAUGAAAUUAUAAAAUCAACAAAAUAAUAUAUAUCGAAAUAAUUUUUUAGUUCUCAUUUUUAUUAUUUUUCAAAGGACUAAGCAUCAAUAAGAUAUUAGAAAAUAUAAUAAUUUCUUCACAUAUCAUUAAAUAAUAUUAUUCAUUCUUUUUAUUUUGUAAUAAAAUCUUAUUUACAAUAGACA